AUGCGUUGCGCAAGACACUUACUGGCAAGACCAUCACGCUUGAGGUCGAGUCCAGCGAAAUCCAAGAUCCAGGACAAGGAGGGCAUUCCGCCCGAACAGCAGCGCCUGAUCUUCGCCGGCAAGCAACUCGAUGAUGGCCGCACCAGGUCCGACUACAACAUCCAGAAGGACUCGACCCUGCACCCGGUCAUCCACCUGCGUGGCGGCAUGCAGAUUUUCAUGAAGACACUUACUGUCAAGACGAUCACGCUGGAGGACAAGGAAGGGAUCACAUCCGACCAGCAGCGCCUGAUCUUUGCGGGCAAGCAGCUGGAGGACGGCCGCACCAGGUCCGACUACAACAUCCAGAAGGAAUCGACGCUCCAUCUCGUGCCCCGCCUCCGCGGCGGCAUGCAGAUUCUCGCGAAUUGCGGCUUCGUCCCCGUUGGCCCCGUGGCCCUUUGUGUCAAGCAGCAACUUUCCAUGAUUCACGAGGUCAGCAGCCAGCGUCACUGGUCAGAACCGUUUCGUCUCGGCCAGGAAGGUCUGCAGAACAGCUCAUGGUUUGGGAUGUCUGCUUCUACAAAGGGAGAGCUUCUGCCUGGUACUUCCGGAACUGAUUUUGAAACCACCUUCCGCGUGUCUUGCAUUUGUCGCAUGUUGGACUGGAUCGUUUUGGACGGCCCGCUCAAUGUGCCUUGCAGUGUUCCACGAGACUCGUCGCGGCACUACACGUGGGCCGAUGUCAAAGAAGCCGCUGCGGCGUUUGGAGGCGGUCUACGCAACCUCCGGGACCGGGGGAAGGGCGACGUGCUGAACAUCUACGCAUCCAACGACGUCGACUUUACCCCCAUCCUAUCCAACUCUGGGUCCAAGGCGAUCGUGACGGCGACGGACUUCCUGCCCACGGCCCUAAAGGCGGCCAAGAUGUCCAACAUCCCCGAGGACCGCGUGAUCCUGCUGGGUAGUAAACGCGAUCCGUCGCACCGGGUCAAGCACUGGACCAGCAUCUUAUGGAAAGUAUUGAUCAAAGUCUACAUUCCGCCAGCUGGGUCGGUCCAGCACCCCAAUCCCGCGGCAAUUGCUCCAGUGAGAGGCAUAGCAGCGUGCCUAUUCCCGCCGAGCAUCCAAAACAACAUGGGCAGUCCGUUCCAGUCCCUGCCGAACAACAGCGCUCUUCCCGUGUCUCUACCCAUCGCGCUAUACACGUUGUUCCGCAAGAACAUCAACCAGAUCACGGCGGGGAUCGCCUACGACCCGGCGAGCACGGAUUCACAGUGCAUCGUGGCCAUCAUCAUGAUGGCGGCCAGAUACUCCCUCUACUUUAGUGGUGGACGCCCCGUGAGCAUUUCUUUUCAGAUCGGCCUGCACCGGGACGGCAAGGUCCCGGUGAAUGCGUCUCUCCAGCGCCGAAUAUGGCAGUCACUAGUGGCCCGGGAUUGCUGCAUCAGUGUCGCGCAUGGCAGGCCUCGUGCUGUCAAGCUCUACGACAGCGAUGUUCCCAUGCCCUGCGAGUCCGACUUCCGGGCAUCAGGCCUGGCGAUGCGCGGCGUCUGCAUGGUCAGCGACGUGUACCUGGACAGCUUGAUGCGCCGGUACGACAGACAUCGAGGUCAAGUACAUCCCGGUCUGAUCGAGAGGCCCUACACCAAAAGGCACACACAGAGCGACACGACCGACCACAUGCUCCAAAACCCACGCAGGCAGACAUGCGCAGCGCCACGCCUAUACGCCAGGACGAACGGCUACCCGAACACCGACGGAUACUGCCCUACGACCCUGGUCCACUGCGUGUGCUGGGACGCCUGCAUGAUCAGCGGCAUUGUCUACAUGUACUUCCAGGAGGUAAAUGACUACGACCCCAAGGUCUCGGUGCUGGUGAUUGAAGCUGGUAUCAAGAACGUCGAUGCUCCUGUUGCUCCUCCAGGUACCGAACUUCCAUGA
Messenger RNA from Cladophialophora immunda, 1923 nucleotides. RefSeq names its product polyubiquitin. Gene Ontology annotation, biological process: protein ubiquitination; DNA-templated transcription; modification-dependent protein catabolic process. The record is from RefSeq and is a predicted model, not a curated record. Bases 1 to 1923 code for a protein of 640 amino acids. The transcript is spliced from 10 exons. Gene Ontology annotation, molecular function: ubiquitin protein ligase binding; DNA binding; zinc ion binding. Gene Ontology annotation, cellular component: cytoplasm; nucleus. NCBI's taxonomy places the organism in Eukaryota, Fungi, Ascomycota, Eurotiomycetes, Chaetothyriales, Herpotrichiellaceae.